Pangasianodon hypophthalmus (striped catfish) is the source of this 9521-nucleotide messenger RNA. RefSeq names its product WNK lysine deficient protein kinase 2 (gene wnk2). NCBI's taxonomy places the organism in Eukaryota, Metazoa, Chordata, Actinopteri, Siluriformes, Pangasiidae. The transcript has 30 exons. Gene Ontology annotation, biological process: intracellular signal transduction; positive regulation of sodium ion transmembrane transporter activity; negative regulation of sodium ion transport. The coding region runs from base 829 to 7269 and encodes 2146 amino acids. The record is from RefSeq and is a predicted model, not a curated record. Gene Ontology annotation, cellular component: cytosol; cytoplasm. Gene Ontology annotation, molecular function: potassium channel inhibitor activity; chloride channel inhibitor activity; protein serine/threonine kinase activity.
UUUGUGACAUGUCUGCAGGAGGGCUCGGUGAUGUGUGUGUGUGUGUGUGUGAAAGUGCGCAGUACAGCCUGUCACUGUAUGAAUGCGCGACACAGCGAGCGAUAAGCAGAUGUCGGCUAUAGGGAGGGCAGACGGACGGUAUUAACGGUGUUAACGGUGUUAACCGGAAAGCGCGCGUCGCAGUCAGAAAAAUAAUGUGAUCAGACCUGAACGCAGAGCUCGGACACCCUCCAGAAGACAUGACGCUGAAAAAAAGAAGAACUGUGGAUGUCAGGUCAUGCCUGUGGAAAUCCAGCUUUAUGUGAAUAGAUUUCUGCGCGCCCGAGAUCAUUAACGGGGAAAUAAAGCCGCGCGCGCUCAUUAGGAUUAAGCAACGAGCAUGUGUGAGAGUGUGUGAGUGAGCAGGAGCUUCGCACUGAAAUGUGACACUGCAUUCAGCAAACUCUCUUUCACUGGUGUAAUGAUGACCAUAAUAAUGACUGGCAUGGGUUAUGUUACUGUGUUUAUUCGGUAAAUGAACAUGGCGUUAAAAAUAAUCAUAUUAUUAUGAUGCCAUGAUGUAAAUUUAUGCGUAUUGCAAAACAUCAUUUUAGCCUUAAUGUAAAACAUCAACAUAAUGACACCGUAGGCUACUUUAGGAAUAUAUAUAUAUUCACACACACGUACAGUAUUUACAUAUCACACACGGGUUUUUAGACUUUUGUGUGUGCACAAGGUCGAGGAUGCCGGAUUGCGUCAGUGUCGGUGGACGUUACUGCAGGUGCGGUGUGAUGGCGCAAGUGCACGGACCUGAUCAGCGCUUAUAACUGUAAUCACGGGACACCGGAGAUGGAGGCAGCGGCCGCGUGCCACUCCGCCGAGCUGCCUGUGCUAAAGCCGGACUCGAAAGCGACCGAGCGGAAAGAGAGCCGCGGUGACACGGAACCUGCCGCAGCGCGAGGAGGGGCGAGCGAGCCGAGCGCGAGCCUCCAACAGCAACCGGCGGAUUGCCGGAGUUCAGCCAGGCGCAGGUUCAUCCGCACCAACCUGUGGUUCUCGGAGUCGGAGGAUCACGGCUUGGAGACGCCGGAAUGCGGCGACAGCAUCAGCAUCGGGAUCAACCGCCCCGUCGGGAACGCGCGCAGAAAUCGGUACCGAAAGAGCUCGAGCGCGGGGAGUCCGGUGCGCGUCAAACACUGCACCGACGCACCGGGACAGAAAAGCGAGGCCGAGCAAAAGCAAGACCCCGCCGCCGCGAGCGCUGCCGGGAAAGACGAGCACGCGCACGCGGAGGAGGAGGAGGAUGAAGAAGAGGAAGCCGGGAUGACGGCAGUGAGCACCUCUCCCAGCGGCCGCUUCCUCAAGUUCGACGUGGAGCUCGGCAGAGGCUCGUUUAAGACCGUGUACAAGGGCCUGGACACCGAGACAUGGGUGGAGGUGGCGUGGUGUGAACUUCAGGACCGUAAGCUGUCUAAAGUGGACCGUCAGAGGUUCAAGGAGGAGGCGGAAAUGCUGAAGGGUCUCCAGCACCCCAACAUCGUCCGCUUCUAUGACUUUUGGGAGUCUCCUGUCAAAGGAAAGAAGUGCAUCGUCUUGGUUACUGAACUAAUGACGUCAGGCACGUUAAAAACGUACUUGAAGCGCUUCAAGGUGAUGAAGCCGAAGGUGCUGCGUAGUUGGUGCAGGCAGAUUCUCAAGGGUCUUCACUUUCUGCACACACGCACACCUCCCAUCAUCCACCGAGACCUGAAGUGCGACAACAUCUUCAUCACAGGCCCCACAGGCUCAGUUAAGAUCGGGGACCUGGGCCUGGCUACACUCAAGAGGGCCUCCUUCGCCACAAGCGUCAUUGGCACUCCCGAGUUCAUGGCUCCCGAGAUGUACGAAGAGCACUACGAUGAGGCUGUAGAUGUCUAUGCGUUUGGCAUGUGCAUGCUGGAGAUGGCCACAUCCGAGUAUCCAUACUCCGAGUGCCAGAACGCUGCUCAGAUCUACCGCAAAGUCACCAGUGGUGUCAAGCCAGCCAGUUACACUAAGGUCACCGUCCCCGAGAUUAAGGAGAUCAUAGGGGAGUGUAUCCGCUAUCACUGGGAGGAGAGAUACUCCAUUAAGGAUCUGCUGAAUCAUGCGUUCUUUGCAGAGGACACGGGCGUCAGGGUAGAACUUGCUGAGGAAGACGAUGGCAUAAAAACAUCAAUUGCACUCAGGCUUUGGGUGGAGGACCAGAAGAAAUUGAAAGGGAAGUACAAGGACAGCGGUGCAAUCGAGUUCACCUUUGACCUCAACAAAGAGGUGCCAGAGGCAGUUGCACAAGAAAUGGUUGAUUCUGGUUUUUUCCUGGAGAGUGACAUGAAGAUUGUUGGGAAGUCAAUCCGGGACCGCGUGGCUCUCAUAAAAUGGCGUAGGGAGCGGACCAUCUCCAGGGGCAAGGGCGAGACUGAAAAGAAGGUCACUGAGGACCAUGCACAGAAUGUGCCUCAGGAUCCCUCAUCUAAGUUGGCACAGAGUGCCAUGCCCAAUGCUCAGACAGAGCCUGGGGAUCAUGACACAGACAGCAUUGUCGGCCCUACAGCAAUUUUGGAUGGUUUGAAUAACCAGCACAGCAUAAUUUACCAGUCAUUGUCAGAGUCCAUCACCACAUCCCAGAAAGUCCUCAGUCCACCAGCACAGCUCCUUUCUCAGUUACAUCAUGUGACCCAACCACAACUAACAACUCAGCUUCAUCAGGAGGCCCAAAACCAGAUCACUGUUCAGCUGCACACAGGAGCACAACAAUUACCUGUGGCCCAGUAUAAGCAAGAGAUCAUACAACAACUUGUGGAUCCACAGGAUCCCACUGUCCAGCUGCAUCAAGUGGCCCAGCAACAGCCCAUUGCCCAGUUACAUCAAGAGGCCCAGCAGCAACCUGCUAUACAUCUCCACCAUGGAGCACAGCAACAGCAACCUGCUGCCCAGUUACUCCAGGGGAUCCAGCCACAAGGUAUGCAGCAAAACCCCACUGUACAGCAUCACGUGGCCCAUCAGCAACCUUCAGCACAGCGCCAACAGGAGGUCCAACAAAAACCUGUAGCACAGCUAUAUCAUGGAACUUACCAGCAAUCCACUACUUCGAUACAUCAAGGAGCCUUUCUGCAGCCCUCUGUACAGCUCAGCCAGAGUCUUUACCAGCAGACUCCUCCACCCACUGGUAAAUUGGUUCAGCCUCAGACUAUAUCAGCUCCAGCGACCCCAGCGUCAACUGCACCACAAGGACAGGAGUUUCACCUCUAUCUCCAUCCUGCAGCUUUCCUGUCCCAGACAUUAGCAAAUCUGCAGCCAGUUGUGGAGUCAACUUCUGAAGGACAGACAUAUCCUCAGCAUCUGCAUCAACCAGCUUCUGCUAUGCUCAGCACUGCACCGCCUUCUCAACCGCAGCAGACUGUUCAUGCUACACCCCUACUGCAGCCUCUUCAGAUUUCCACUCAAUUCUCUUCACCAUACUCCAUUAUGUCAACAGUGGGCACUCCUGCCAGAAGUGAGGCAGUAACAUUUUCCCCCCUGCCAUACAGCACCCCCUACCCCAGUAGCGCUCCUCCAGUACCUCCAUCCUACUACUCUCCCAGUCCGGUUCAUGUCCCACUACCUCUUGCAGCCGCACAGAACAUUCCCUCCAUACCUGGAGCAGGUACACCCCAAACCCCUGUAUCCGCUCCUCUGGGACCAAUCCUGGGCAUAGCCCUUUCUCCAUCCCUCAUACCACCACAACAGCAGGUGUACCCUUCUGCUCUUCCACCAGAGGGCACUCUCCUUCAACCCCAACCCACCCAGUCAGCUCUGCCCCUUUCUCAUACAUUGCUGCAGCCACAGUCCUCCUUUCCUCCGCAAGAGCCCUGUAUCUCUGCACCACCUGCACAGGAUGAAACUCUGGUACAUGCACAUGCAGACCCAACUCACAUCAAGUCUCCUCCACACAGAGAGGAAUCGGAGCAAGAAUUUACUGCAGCCACUUAUGGUGAAAGUUGCACUGAACCAAGCAAUACUCAGCAGAUCCAGGAGACAGCAUCUGCAUUCAUUCCUGACCCAAGCCAUGAGGAGCCAGCACCCAUGCCGCUCCCCAUCUAUACAUGUGACAGUUUGAAUUCAGAUGCAGCUUCGGGUAAAGAGAUGAGUGAUAGUUAUGAUGGCACCAUUAGUGGAGGGAAAGGUGAAGGGAAACCCCGAAAACACCAUCGCAAGUCUGCACGCACUCGCUCGCGGCAGGAGAAGACCAGCAAACCCAAACUCAGCAUACUCAAUGUUUGCGAUACAGGUGAUAAAAUGGUCGAAUGCCAGCUGGAAACCCAUAACCACAAAAUGGUGACAUUCAAAUUCGAUCUGGAUGGAGACGCACCAGAGGAAAUAGCAACUUACAUGGUGGAGAACGGCUUCAUUCUGCACAUAGAGAAGGAGGUCUUCAUUGAUCAGCUGAAAGACAUUGUGGACAAGGCUGAGGACAUGCUGAGUGAAGAGGCAGAGGGGGAGAGACCGGGUGCCCUGAGGGAUACUCCGCUUCAAGGUAGCUCCCCUGGAGGAAUAGGGGAUGAGAAUCUGAGAGGACAGAAGGAUGGCAAUCCUCAGCCUGUCUAUCAGCAGAAUGUGCUUCAUACUGGUAAGAGAUGGUUCAUUAUCUGCCCUGUGGAUGAGCCGAGUGUCAGUCAGGACUUGUCCUCAGAGGGAGCUACAGUUACACCCAAUACAAGUGGACUGAGUGAUGGCACUGCGCCGAGUCAGGCUGCUGACAGCAGCACGGCACAGCCACUGGAGCACUGCACUGCACCUGCUUCUACAGAUUCAACAGGUUAUGCCACAGCUCCUCCAUCUGGUGGCAGUGAUACUCAUGGUUUCAGCCCACAGUCUCUGACCACCAUAGACCCGUUAUCUUUGGUUCCACUCUCCGCCACCCUGCCAGCGCAGUCUGUCAGUGGCCCGAUUACAUCAAUCCCUGCUGCCCAGCAGGUGGUGGAUCUGGCCUGUGCCGCAUCCAGGGCCGAAGACGUGCCCUGCUGCCCGCUAGUCAUGCCGUUAGCACCGGACGCAGGCGUGGGUGCUCAGCGCUCUUCACCAGUGACCCCUCCCCUCAUGCAGGACUCUCACGGCAUUGUGCUGCAGCAGCCGUUUUCAUCUGUGGGUGGUGCCAAGCCCCCUUCUCUGCCCCAGAGCCCUGCCACCUCGCAGCACCAUCACGCCCCCAACGAAUCGGACGGGGAAGGUCGGGCCCGGGUGGGGUUUGUAGACAGCACCAUCAAGACGUUGGAUGAGAAGUUGAGAAAUCUACUGUAUCAGGAGUAUGUGCCCAUGUACCCAUCAGGCUGUGCAGCGGAGACUCCAGGCUCAGGGACGGAGUAUGUCCAGUCUCCACCUGGACCAGAGAGUGCAGCAGGGGGGUCGGGGAACAGCACACCCCAAAUCAUCGGAGACGGACGCAUCAGAGCUGGGGAGCAACUGCCACAGAUUCCGGAGCGAGUAGACAGUCUGAGCACGCUCAGUGACUCUGCCGUUGCUGUUACAGUGUCGAAGAAACCGAUAAUGCCUCACUCCACAUCCUGCUCAAGCUCCAGGAGUCGCUAUAAGAUGACAACCGGUGCUCCUGACUUCCUUUCCGGGACACAGAGGAAGCAGAGGAGUUGGAGCAGCACGGCUUCUCCAGCACACCCUGGUGUCCUUUAUGGGGAGCGCAGCGUUUACACUGAACCGAAUACGACCUUUAGUGCAGAGGACAACGAUGCCACACGCAGGAAACACAGCAGCAGGAAUUCAGCUCCACCUGAUUUCUACCUGGACCCUCUGUCCUCCCUCAACGAGCAUGGCUCCCUGCCACGAGUGCGUACUUCCGUCUCAGCAGAUGUCCACGCUCGCUUCAUGUCUUCUGACUCUGGGGCAGAGAGCAGCCCAGCCAAAAUGGUGCCUCCUACACCAUCUCGCUCAGAGAGGAGAGGAAGUGACCUCAUGAGGAGGGCGGUGGCCUUCCUGAGGCGUUCGGGCCGCAGCAGUAGUGUACAGAGCUCUGAUUCACCCAGCAGACACGGUGGGACAUAUGGCUCAUACAUGAGCAGUGAUAAUGACUCUGAGAUGGAGGACCUGGACAUUAAAAAUGAGCUGCAGAGACUGAGGGAGAAACAUAUGAAGGAGAUUUCAGAGCUGCAGGCUCACCAGCGUGGUGAAAUCGAGCUGCUGUAUCGACGGCUCGGUAAAGCACCCCCUCCUGGCGUCAGCCUCACGUCAACAGUGCCCCCUGCUGGACGCAGACGCAGAGCCAGCAAGCACAAACUCAGGGCAAGCAAACUGCUCAGCCCUCUUGUCCAGCAGAUAAGAAGCGUCACCAAAACAAGCGACAGCAGCAAACCUGCUGAGCCUGCUGUGAGUGUGAAUGGCUCUCCAGCCAGAGCCUCAGAGGGAUGUGCUAGCCGGUCUCGCUCAGGGACCGACACUUUGCCCAGCUCUGUAUCAGAGCCGGUCCAGACGCAGCAGCCCUGCUCCCUCAAGGCCUCAAUGUCAUCUGAUAAUGUCUGUUCUGGACUGCAGGGAGAGGGAGCGGGAGUGUACAGCCACCCAGGACAGGGCUGGUCUCCUUAUCUCCCAGCGGCUGAAAGGGUCACCUACAAAUCCAGCAGUAAACCACGUGCUAGAUUCCUGAGUGGGCCUGUUUCUCUCACCAUCUGGUCGACGCUGAAACGGCUCUGCCUGGGUAAAGACCGCGGAAACAGGCCUGCAGGCCCUCCUGGGGCGUCUAAUCAUCCCCAGGUGCCCCCAGGUUCGACUCCCUCACCACGCCACCCACCAGUGGGGCUAGCUCAGGCACAAAGCAACAACAGCAACAACAACAAUGACCUGUGCUCUGAGGAGCUGCAGAGUCUGGUGGGGACGUGGAGCCCCAAACAGUCUUGUUUGUUCACUCACUCCUUCAGCCUGAGAGGACAGCGGGCCACCAGAGCUAGAACCAGGAGUGCUGAAGGGGUGCUUCCAGGCUCAGCAGCAGUAACAUCAGCCUCACUGCUUUCUCUGUCAUGGCCCAGGAUUAAUUCCCACACCUCCUCUGAGAUGACUGAGCCCUUGCUCACCCUCCAGGAUGGGUUGCUGGGGCACGACAACCAUUUUGGAGAAUUUCUAGAUACUCCAGCAUACAUUACUCAAUGGCCUGCACUGAACACGGCUCUUCAUCAGGGAGGGUUUAUGUUCUCCACUGUGGCUUCAUCCUGGACCAGACGGUCAUCUCCACCUGAGCCCCUCAGAUCCCAAAACAGGACUCCGACGCCCAUGUCUCCCAUGUUGUAGCAUCAGCUUAAUUUCUCUACAGUAUCAUUAGAGUAUGGUAGCUUGUACAACUUUAUCAGUAUCUCUUAAAGGCAUGCACAGUGUUACUUAUAUAUUUUCCAGCCCAAAUGAUGUAAAUAUCCAUGCUGAUGACACAUCUAUGAAUAUUUGCCAGAUAGUUGAGUAUGAUUUAUGUACAGUGUAUUUUUACAGCAACUUUUGCGCAUAAAAUCUCACCCUUAAUAUUGAACUAUAAACAGAGAUACUCCUGUACACUUACACUCUCACAUGCCUGUACAAUACAUAGACACUGUAUAUAAGCACAUUGAAAUGUAGCCUUGCAGCCCUCUUUAAAGAAUUCAAAGACAGCAUAUACUGUAUACUGUGUGUAUAUAUACAUAUAUAUAUACACACACACAUACAUACAUACAUGCUCAUUAAAAUUUAUCACAUUCACUGCAUCACUGUGACACCUUGAGCCGGUCCUGCAGUAAUUAGUGCUUCAUACCAAGGAUUCAGAACUAAGACAAAUAGCUAUAUUUGUUAGAAAAGGCUUGUCAUUGGACUGAAGGAGACACCGAGAAAUUUUCGAACUGACUGAUAAUUUAAGGUGGAGAGUUUACAUGAGUGCCUUGAACAGCAGUUUCGGACCCACUGGGCUUACGGCAAUACCAAUUCAUGAAGAAAACUGGUGACGUUUCAGGAGUAUGUUGACAAAAGUUAAACUUUUUUUUUUCCAGAUACAAGCAUUGAGGGAAUAUAUGGGAAAUUAUGUUGUAAAAAUAAGUUAAAUGAUUAGCCUAAAAGUCUCAUUUUCAAGGCUUCUUAUCAUUUCAUUCGCAAGAAACUGGGAUGGAAUCAAGAAUGUUUUAGUCAGCAGCAGAGUCAUAGGAGAACGUGGAGCACCCAAGUACACCCAGUGGAUAUUUAAACACACAAACAGAGUGCGAGGUUUGCGGAAUGAUCAUGAUCUGUGGUCCUGUACCAUGUUACCUCUCACUCAAUGAGGUGAUGAGUUCACCUGGACUUAAAAGCUAAAGGAACAGGACGAGGAUGUAUGCAAAGUGCAUGUAAGGUGAUGUGUCUAUUCAAAGUGUAUAUUCAUUGAUAUGGGAGAGAGGUCAUGCCUAUCUCUGCACACUACUUCUAACAUGACACUGUGUUAUAGUAAAAGUAUGGACUGUGUGUGUGUGUGUGUCAUAUGCUAUGCCCACAUUAAUCCGGAUAGAUCUGAAAAAUGCAUUUUCGUUUUAAUACGCUCUCCAUCUACACUGGUGUUUUCAAACGUUUUCCAAAAAUUGCUCGUUCACUCUGAAACGCCUGAAAACGCUUACAGGCGUUUUCCUUCUAAUCCGCAUGCAUAAAAAUGUAAGAAGCUUUGGACUGCAUUUGUCCUUCAGGCUUUAAUUUACUUUCUGUCUCUUUGAAUUGAUGCCAAGGUUGUACAAAGUGACAUUAAUCUUUAACAACAGUAUCAAACUGGAUAGGGGGUACAAUAACUUCAGUACAACAUCGUCCACCAUCUUGUUUGUUUUGAGUAGCAUGGGUCACAUGACUGAAAAUACAUCAUUGUUUUCGAAUGCCUCGUCCACACUACAACACGAAAACGCCAUUUUCAAAUUUAUCCGUUUGGGAGAGCGUUUUCGGAAAAGCUCCAUUUUUUCUGGACAAAAACUCUCAGUCUCAGUGUGUGUGUGUGAGUGUGUGUGUGUGAGUGAAUAUGUGGCUAUUUUCUAAAUGCAAAAACUCAUCAAUGUAUUCAAAGUUCAGUCUUCACACCCUUCCCUUUUUCUAUCCAGUAAGAAUAAUGUAUAGAUGCCAUCAGCUUUGUGUAAGAACAUGCCUUACUCCACACAAUGACUCGAAAAAAACAGUUUACUUAAAUGUAUAAAUGUGUUGGUGUUCCAUAAUAUGAUAAUAUGAAAUAAGGAUUCUUCUUAGAAGUAAAUACAUGUAUACUUGUACAGUGUAUAGUUAUAAGGCUAUUAUUUUAACCAGCUUUUCCAUAUUUUCUGCUGUUGUACCUUAGCUAUGCAAAAAUGUCCACUAUAAUAAUGCAUUACUACCAUGAGAUUCUUCGCUUGUAUAUGCUUGCACUAAAAUCCUGCUGUGCUCAACAUGUCCUGUUCUUCCUGUGUUUGCAGACUAAGGCCAAGUCUGGACACUGUUCACAAGAGUAAAGAUAUUAAAUCUCUCAUGAUUACCUGUAAAAUGUUUUUUUUUGGGGAACAUAGUGUCCAUUUCUUAUUGAAUAAAUAGAGUGCAUAUGUGAA